AUGGCAUUGUCGCACGAGGAGGGCAGUUUCAGCGGCUUUUCGCCGUCACCGCCGGCCAACGUUUACUUUUUGAGCAACGAAUCCUGGAACUUGUGUUCUGAAGACAAAAGCGGCGGAAUGGCGCCGCGAUGUGCCGUUUGUGAUUCGCCUAACGCCAGCACUCUUCAUUUUGGAGGUCGCUCUUGCAAGGUUCUUUUUCUUUUCGUUAAAUUUCGAGCAAAAUUAAAAGUCUUGGCGGCAUGUGCUAUCUGCUUUCAAAACCCGUAGUCUACUUUAGUGGUGCCCUCGUGUCGAUGUUUUCAGUUCCACACGCGACUAGGUGCAUGGACCAUUGUUUUCCCGAUUAUCUUACGAUGUUAUUUUUUGAUUUCGACUUCUAAAAAAAGUUGUGACUUAAAAACUUAACUUCAAAAAAAUUAAAAAGAAAGAAGAAUAUUUGCAUUUUCUGUUGUUCAAAAACGUUUUGAGUUUUUGUUAUAGUCUUUUUUUAUUAGGAGUAAGAAAUGCAAAGCUGAAUAUGCGAUCUAUUUCGCUGAAGAUUACCUUACAUUUAAGGCUUGUGCUGCUUUCUUCCGCAGGACUGUGUCGAUGAGCAUGGAGUACCAGUGCAUCGGUACCAAUCCGCAUGCGUCUUGUCGAAUCCAUCACGGUACCUUUCUUUCUUUUCAUCGCGAAAAUAAAAUAACUUUAUCAAAACCUCAGCUCUCAAGAUAAGUUCAAAACUCUAUGAAAGAGAUUUUUUUCUUUGUCUUCUUCGUGGUAAUUAAAAAACAUUGAAAACAAAUUUUUUUGAGCUGUUAGUGAAGAUUAAUCGGUUUCAGAACUUCGAAUGGUUUGCCGACAAUGUAGAUAUGUGAAGUGUUUGCAUGCUGGCAUGAAAAAAGAAUGUGAGUUGAUCAAGUUUUGAGUAUCUAAAUUUAUUGAGCGUUUUGAAAUUUAGCUGAACAUUUCAAAAUAGUAAUUCCCCACUUUCAUUGGUUUGUUGUGAUUUUGAAUGAAGAAUGGAGUCAACAAACAUUUAUGAAAACGGAAAAAAACGGUCAAGUUUUACUUCAAAAUUCUUUAAUCGAAAAAAAAUGAUAGCUGAUUUUUUUUUUCUCGAGAUCCAAGAGACUUCGUUUGAAUGGCUUGUAGCAUUCUAAAAGGGAAUGAGAUUCUUGGAGGACUCGUAUCUUUGUCCCCCAACCAAAUGUAUAGAUUUGAAACAGGUCUGGAAUUUGAAUAGUUCUGAAACAAUUGGUGGCUUUUGAAGUGGUUCAAGCGAGGAGAGAAGACGUGCCAGUGAUGGCGAAGGCUCGGAGGGGGACACGAGGCGUCGUCGUCAAGAAGUCGCAGCUUAUCGAGCAUCCGUCGCCACCGUCGGCAGUGUUCGCCGAGCAAAAUCUGCGACACACACUGCGACCGCUGACGCCGCCGACGCCUCGCAGCGACGCCGAAGAAAUAGUUUUCGUCGAAGUGAACGACAAGCACCUUGUCGAGUACGAGAUGCCCGCGAUUUUGAUGAGCGACGAGUGCAAAUCGAUGAGAAUGCAGCAAGUCGACGAUGUCUAUGUUCGUUUCUUUUUUCCUUGUUGAUCCUAAGAUGCAACGAUUCUUCUAAUGAAAACUUUAGUUCAACUUGGUCUUUGAGCAGCUAUGGUCUCAGAAAAUAAAAAACUACUGAAUUCAAAAAUCCUCUAUAAAUAGCUUGGAAAGGAUUGAAAAUACCGCCAAAGCAAAAUUUACAAGGAUAACCGAACGUGCUCCCGAUUUCGCAUGCCGGUUUGAUUAAAACUUGAACAUUUUGUGUCCAUAAUAUUUUGAAUAUUUCAAUGUUAUGAUACGAGGUCUUUCAACAUUAAUUUUAAAUUCGUAAGUUUUCGGGGAAUGUCCGUAUUAGUAUAUCUACGUGCUUAUUUUGAAACCGGAUUUUGAUUCAGGGAUCGAUUCCGGUGUCUGAAGAUCAGUCCUUGAGUAUCUACGAAACUGACGCGAGCUGCAGCAGUCCAGUCAACAGCUUUGACGACGUUUUUCUCCGAAGAGGACCCUGUUUGUUCUGUUUUUUUUUUUCACAAAAAUGAUUCGAUAUAAAGAAUAAAUCGAAAAUAUAAUUACCUUCCGAUUUUUGCAGCCCUGGAAUUGGAGGACGACAGAAUAUUUUCUUUGGUAGACCACUACAUUCGGAUGGAGGCCUCUCUGCACGAUCGUCGCAAGAUCAUGUACACGGAUUCACCAAUCCGCGAGAUUUUCGACGUCGUCUGUGAAUGUGUCAGUUCACAUUCUCACGCCUCCUGUUAACUCGUUCUUUCAGCCUUUUGAACGACGUCAUCUGCGGAUGUUCAAUUGGCAAACCUUCAGCGGAAUGAGAAAGCCAGACUUCGCCAUGAUCUUGGACUACGUCACAAGCUUUCCGGAUUUCAACGUGCUGAACAGAACAGAAAAGGUUUCCUAGUUUUCCUUCACUGCGACUGGGAAAAUCGAGCUCAGAAUGUGCUCUAUCGGAUGACUUGUGCUGUUGAUACGAUGAUAAGCUCGGCUUACUACACCUAUCGGUAUACUUUCUUUCUCAUUUUCCUCCAUUUAAACCUAUUUUUCGGCUUGGAAUCGAAGAAAGUUUAUUGGUUUUGUUCAACGGGGAGUACAUCCCAAUGGAUCCCCUCCCGAUGUCCGGCGACGAACCAAACGCUUCCGCAGGCUUCAGUUCUAUGGAGGAAUUCACCAAAUACAAGUGCGUUUUUGUUUACGAAAAUCAAAAAAAAUAAUUUUGUGCAGAACGAUAAUGACAGUAAAAAUUCGACAAUGGCUGGAGAUGGCCGUUCCGUUUGCCACUCUCAAUCCGACCUUCGAAGAAUUCGUCCUUCUCAAAGCACUCACCAUUUGGCACAUCAGUAUGUCUUCUCAAUUUCUUGGAAAUCAAUCGAAAUUCGAAACUAUUGUUCGGUAUUCUCUUUCUUCUCAACAGUAGAGAUGUAUAUGUCAAUUUAUAGAUAGUGAGAUCAGGAAAAGCAUUUGAAUCAUAUUCUACAGGUCACUACAAGCUGACGGAAGAGGGACGUGAAGUUUGUGCGAGACAAAGAGACACCAUUAUCAACGCUCUGCACAGAGUCUCGGCCGAAAGAGGAGACGUCGAUCCCGCAGAGAGACUCGGAGAGCUCAUUCUCUGCAUGGGAUACAUCGUCGUAAGUUUUCUCUUCCAACUCUCCGAAAUCUUGAGGGAAAAAUUUCGUCUUUUAUAAUUUCUGGCAACCAAGUAUUUGCUCAAAAAACGCCCUUCUUUUUUCAACCUAUAUUUCAGAAAAAUUGAUUAUUUACGUAGUUUUGAAAACGAUAUAUACAAUAACGUGAGAAGAAAAAAAAUACUGAGCGAAAAUUAAUUUGUUGCUCCAACUGGUUUUAAUUUUAUUUUAUACUCGUUUCUUCAGAAAAUUCAUAUCAAACUUUUUGCUCUUAGCAGAACUUUAUUUUGAGUUGUAGCCCAUCCACGGCUGGCUUAACACAGCGAACAAGCGGUUUGAAAUGCGCGGUAAAGAUAGAUCAUCGCAACUACCCAUGCGCCUUCCAUAAAAGCCCCAUUUUAUGACUUAUUUUUUUCGUAUAUAAUUCUUCGAUUUAAGGAGAACCUGAAAGCCAAUUAAAUUAAUGUAAACAAAAACUUAAUUCAAUUGAAAUAAAUUAAUUCACCAAAUGAGGUUAUUAUUAAAUGCGCAUGUAGAGCCGUCAUGAUCUACCAUCGCCGCGCAAGUUAAACCGCCCCUUUGCUGUCGUAAUCCAGCCGUGAACGGGCUAUAACAUUCUCAAAAAUUUUUACUACUUUUCGUUGAAAUUAGGAUGUUCGCAUAAAAGAACGACUGGCGUUUGAAAAAAAAAACCAAGGAAAUGUGUGUAUUUCAUUCUUUUAGUUGAGGUCGUCUUCAAAAGCGGUACGCGAGUGAAAUUUUUGAAAGUCGUAUUUUUCAAGCUUUUCAAUUAGUUGCGUUAAGUGAAGCAAGGGAUUCAUGAAAACUGUGAAGGAUUUUUUAUUCGAUUUGUAAAAAAAUUAGCCAUCGUUCGGUAGGAACCUCUUAUGAUGGAGAUAAUCUUUUAGAUGAAUAAACUUGAUAAAUUUCCAAAAAAAAUUUCUCAAUAUUCUAGGAAACCAGUUCUACAAAAGUCGAUAAUUUAAUAAACCGUAUUAUGAUGAGAAUUUCUUUUAUAAGGCUGACCUUUUUCAGGAUCAGAUCCACGCGUUGACAUCAUCCUACGUCAUGAUUACAUUUUUCGACAUCAUUCCCUGCGAUCCUCGAAUGCAAGACAUUCUCAGUUUCAAGUAUUAG
Caenorhabditis auriculariae is the source of this 4292-nucleotide messenger RNA. Lineage: Eukaryota; Metazoa; Nematoda; Chromadorea; Rhabditida; Rhabditidae. The record is from the annotation of a GenBank genome assembly.